Messenger RNA from Pezoporus occidentalis (night parrot), 2113 nucleotides. RefSeq names its product carnosine N-methyltransferase 2-like. Gene Ontology annotation, molecular function: N-methyltransferase activity. The record is from RefSeq and is a predicted model, not a curated record. NCBI's taxonomy places the organism in Eukaryota, Metazoa, Chordata, Aves, Psittaciformes, Psittacidae.
GGGGCCAGGGAGGCGUAUCAGCCCCCGGUGGAUGUACAAGGAGGUUUCCAAGCUCCUGGAGGCUGAAGGGCUCUCUACAUCUCCUAUUGCUCCGGGGAGGUGCCGGCAGAGCUGCGGAAUCACGCCAGGGUCGCCACCUCCGUCGUGCUGGGUUGAAUGGCGCGCACGGAGCGGGGCAGCAGGUGGACAUGCUAACAUAGGGACCAGGUACCUGGCUAGCCCCCAGCCUGCCCAGCCGCCGUGUCCCAGCACGGCACGUGACACCAUGGACCCCGUCCCAGAGAUGAAGAGGAAUAGGUUCCCCAGCAUGAACUUUGAAGCAGAGAUUCUGACAGCUCCACACGAUAACUCAGAGCUAUAUGUGAUCCCUUCCAUGAGAAGUCUCACAGCUGAGGAGUAUGUAGAGGCCUUCAAGUCAUUUUUGGAUCAUUCAACAGAGCAUCAGUGCAUGGAUGAGUUCAACAAGAAAGAAUUGCCCAACAUCAUGGCUGGUCUCGGCAAUGGAAAAUCAACUAUAAAUGUUCUGGGCGUUGGAAGUGGCACAGGUGAGCAGGAUUUGAAAAUGAUCAGGAUACUGCAGGCUGCACACCCAGGUGUCCUUAUUGACAACGAAAUUGUAGAGCCCAACGCACAACAUGUAGCAGCUUACAAAGAGUUGGUGAAUCAAGCUCCAGACCUGGAAAAUGUCUCUUUUAGUUGGCACCAGCUCACUUCCUCAGAGUAUGAGCAACAGGUGAAAGAGAAAGGUGCACACAAGAAAUUUGACUUCAUCCAUAUGAUCCAGAUGCUGUACCGUGUGGAGGAUAUUCCCAGUACUAUCAAAUUUUUCCACAGCUGCCUUGACCAUCAUGGUAAACUCCUGAUCAUAAUUUUAUCAGACAGUAGUGGAUGGGCCAGCUUAUGGAAGAAGUACAGACACUGUUUGCCUUCCACAGACAGUGGCCACUACAUCACCUCCAACGGCAUCACAGAUAUUUUGAAGAGACUUGGUAUUGAAUACCGCAUUUAUGAGUUCCUGUCGGGCUGGGAUAUCACUGAGUGCUUUAUUGAUGGGGACCUGGUUGGAGGCUGCAUGAUGGAUUUCCUGACAGGGACAAAAAACUUCCUGGGCACGGCCCCUCCAGGUCUGAGGCGGCAGCUGCAGGAGGCUCUCUGCCAGCCAGAGUGCAGCAGCAAAAAGGAUGGGAGGAUCAUCUUCAGCAACAACUUGAGUAUGAUUGUGGUUGAUUCCUAGAGUCCGGACCAACUGUAGAAGACAAAUUAGGUGGGUAUGGAGGCAAUGCAGUUGCAGAAGGGUGUAGCAUAGAAAGAAGGCAACUCACGGGCAAGAAGGUGAGAAAGUGAGGCUCAGCUGCAGCCUCUCAUUCCCAGCCAGGGCCACCUGUGACACCAGAGAUGAGCUCUUUGUCCUGCUGAGGUCAUCGGGGCCAAGAUUUCACCCUGGCUAUUCAGUCAUAGAAUCAUAGAAUGGUUUGGGUUGGAAGGGACCUUAAAGAUCAUCUAUUUCCAACCUCCCUGUCUUGGGCAGGGACACUUCUGCUACACCAGGUCCUAGUCUAGCCCUAGGAAAACAUUUUGCAGAGAGUGAAGAGCUUCAUCUCACUAAAAGCCUACAUGGACUUGGUUUUGGACAGUAUGCAUCUUGUCUGUGCUUUUGACACUGGGAUUUCCACUUUUUUUAUAAAGCCAGCAUGUUUACAUGCCUAUAUGACCAGGUGCUGUUUUUCAGCUGGGAUGAAGCUGCAGCCUCCGUGCCGGCUGCAUAGAGACCCACUGCUUCCAGCUGUGCCAGGGCAAGAUUGGAAAGGUGUCCCUACUGCUUUGCACCCAAGUAAUGUGCCUUGUUGCACCCAGAUACGAGAUGUACGUUGCUCUGAGCUAGGCUUUUUCACAUGCGGGUAUCAGUGUAGGUAUUCACUGCCAAAAUCAUCUCAGCACCUCGUAAUAUAGGCAUGUCUUAAAAAAUUACCAGUUAUUAUGUUUGGAGAUGUUUUUGGAUCCCAGGACGAUAGCUGCCCUGUGUUCUUUCAGGCAGACAUUAAUUUAGCUACUUUCUUACUACUGUUUUUCUCCAUUUAAAAUAAAAACAAUCUUAAACCAAAAAGGUCACAUU